GCCAGGGACAAGAAUUCAUUCCUACAGGGCUCCGGUCUCGUAAAGUAGCUUUCAUACACUUUGUGUGCGUGUCGGGAACGAGAGAACGAGACGGAUCUGCGUAAAUGACUGUGGUUAGGCUAUAGCCUCCCUCUAGCUGGUCCGGGGUGUUUCUGCCACCUAAUCCGUUAUGUGAUUGUCCUUUAAUUUCUAUCCUUCGGUUUUUCUUUUUUGUUAACUUGAUUUCCAACAGCAGCCUUUCUACCAGAAGCCAAAUAGGACUUGUAAUCAAAUACCGGUGUGCGUUUUUAGUAGGUUAGGGCUUCUGCGUUUCGAACGGGUGGACCCGACUCAAACUUCGUGUGGAGGCUGUCAUUAAAACUCAACCAUUCAACGAAGAAGGCAACUGCAGACAGUGAGGAGACCCGACACCUUUAUUUGUCGGAGACGUCCCGAGGAGUGCCUCUCACCAAAACCGGGACGUUAUCGCUGGUGCCUCUUUUUACUCCCAUCGCUAAGAAGAGGAUUUCAAGGAUUAUAUGCAUUUAAGCAAAUGAAACGGUCUCAAAAGCUGACUUAACAAUGGGGUCUCCAAACCAGUGAAGAGCCUCUGACCAAAGACCAGAGGAAACAGGAAGAAGUGAACAAAGCAAAAAAAGAAGCGAAAAAAAGCCCAAACAAAAGAAGAGGGAAUUCUCAGAGAGAAAGAGGGAGCGGGAACCCCUGUUGAAAAGUGGAGGUCAGCCUGCAGUAGGAUCAGCCUGCAGUAGAAUCAGCUUUGAGGCUGGUGUUCUGGGGUGCAUGCUGCUCUCUCCAGUGGACAUCCUCCAUUGUUUGACAGAAAGUUAACAAAAGACAAAGAAUGGGCAAUAAACGGAGAGGAGGGUGUGAAGGGAUGGAGCCCGGAGGAGGGAUGUCCACUCCAAGGAGCAUGGCUCUUGGAAGUAGGACUGGUGUCAUUCUGCUUCUGACCAUCCUGGUAGCUGCAGUCCAGGCUCAGGGGGCAUGGCCUUUGGGUAAUGGCCAGGGACAGGUGGAGGCGCUGGGGGGCAUGCUGGUGGAGGGACCCGGGGAGCUGGAGGCCUCCAUGCACUCCUUCAUACUAUCAGACUUCCAGGCGGUAGAGGCGGGGUUGGAGGCCUUGGAGCAAGCGGCGGCAAGAGUCCGGCAGGAGGCGGGGGGAGCGGCAGGAUUCCCUGACUCGUCGGCUGUGGUGGGUCGGGUGUUUCAGAUGAAGUUCCAGGCGAACACCGACUAUACCAGCAACACCAAGAUAACUGAGUCAGGCAAGGAAACGCUACCGUCAUGGCUUCACUGGGACACGAAGAGCAACGUUCUACAGGGUCUACCACUGGAGAAUGACAAAGGUGUCCACUACAUCUCCGUCUCCACAUCCAACGGCAGCCAGGAUGUCUUCUCCAUCGAGGUUUACCCAGAGGAACAUGCCGACAGCGACCCCAUCCAGCUGGCAAUCCAGUCAACGUCUAACAAUGACGUGCAGCCAUUCGUUUGUGGUAAUGAGGAACCGGUAACGGUGCUCACAGUUAUUCUGGAUGCGGACCUGACCAAAAUGAAUUCCAGACAGAGGGUAGAGCUGCUGGGCAAGAUGAAGAAGUUCUCUGGCGUGGCGCUGCAGCACAUGAAGAUUCUUCCCGUGGUUAACAACAGAUUGUUUGACAUGUCCGCCUUCAUGGCUGGACCAGGAAAUGCCAAGAAGGUGGUGGAGAACGGAGCUCUCCUCUCGUGGAAACUGGGUUGUUCCCUGGAUCAAAGUAACGUCCCUAACAUCAGCAGCGUUCAGGCGCCUGCCAAAGAAGGCACGAUGUCGGCUCAGUUGGGAUACCCCGUGGUCGGUUGGCACAUCGCCAACAAGAAACCUCAUAUCCCCAAACGGGUGAGGCGCCAGUUGAACAACACACCUACCCCAGUUCUAACUGUGGUUCCUCCACCCUCUGUGGUGGAGCCUCCUGUUCGCAUCGUACCCACUGUCACAUCCCCCGCUAUCGCCACCCCUACAGACAGCUCGGCCCCACCCAUGAGGGGGCCAGUGCCCUUGCCCAUGAAGCCCACAAUCCGUGUCAGAGACUCCUAUGCCCACACUCCCACCCAGAGUGUGGCCCUCCCCACCAGAGUGAUAGAGUCCACUAGUACCAUCUCGAUUCAACCCACGAUGACCAGGCAUUCCCUUCCUGAUCUCACGCCAAUACUCCCCCCGACCACCCCAGUUGCCACCAGAAAGCCAACCAAGAGACCAAAGAGACCCAAGACCACCCCAAUACCCAAAACCACCACAGCCAAACCAGCCAGGCGCACCACCCUUUCGCCUGCCGUGCCUGACCCAAGCAACGAGAAACCAGAUCUACGCAACCCCAUCGAUCAGGUCAACGCCUUUGUGGGCACAUAUUUUGAAGUGAAGAUCCCAUCCGAUACGUUCUUUGACAAGGAGGACGGCACGACAGACAAGCUGAGGUUGACCUUGCGAAUGAACCACAAUGAGGUGGUUGGGGACGACUCCUGGAUAAAGUUCAAUAGCACAAGCCAGCUGCUAUAUGGCCUGCCUGACUCAAAUCAUGUUGGUAAACAUGAGUAUUUCAUGCAGGCAACUGAUAAGGGUGGUCUGAAUGCAAUUGACGCCUUUGAGGUCCGUGUGAACCGAUGGGCUUCCAAUGGUAAGUCCCCAGUACUGUUCCAGGCCCGCUUUCAUGGUGAACCCCGCCAGGUGACUAACGAUAUCAACAAGAAGAUCAUGCUUGUCAAGAAGCUAGCGUACUCAUUCGGCGACCGCAACAGCAGCACGAUCACGCUGAGGAACAUCACCAAAGGAUCCAUCGUGGUGGAGUGGACCAACAACAGUCUCCAGCAAAACCCUUGUCCCAAAGAGCAGAUCCAGACCAUGUCCCGGAGGAUAUCUGACGUCCAGGGGAGGCCAUCCCAGACCUUCGUCUCUGCCAUGGAACCUGACUUCAAACCCAUUGACAUCAAGGUCAAAGGGACAGGCAUCUGCCGAAACUACAUGUUUGUGCCCCCAGGCGAAAUCACUGUUCCUAUCCCGCCAGCGGCAACUCCAGCGAUGGGCACUGGACGGCAAAGCACGGACGACGUUUACCUCCACACGGUCAUCCCUGCUGUGGUGGUGGCGGCCAUUUUGCUGAUCGCUGGCAUCAUUGCCAUGAUCUGCUACCGCAAGAAACGCAAGGGCAAGCUGACCAUCGAAGACCAAGCGACCUUCAUCAAGAAGGGGGUGCCGAUUAUAUUUGCAGAUGAGCUUGAUGACUCCAAACCCCCGCCAUCCUCCUCCAUGCCCCUCAUCCUCCAGGAAGAGAAGCCCCCUCUGCCUCCGCCGGAGUACCCCAGCAUGGCCAGUCCAGAGACCACCCCCCUGAACCAUGACCUCCUGGGGGAGUACACCGCUCUCAGGGACGAAGAUCCCAACGCUCCUCCCUACCAGCCCCCGCCCCCCUUCACCGCCCCCAUGGAAGGAAAAGGCUCUCGUCCAAAGAACAUGACCCCCUACAGAUCCCCCCCACCAUACGUACCCCCCUAAGGUUAGCUGGCUCCUCCAUGAAGGGAGGAGGGAAGCAGGGGGACUUUUUAACGGUCUCGCACCAGUCUCGUCUUGUUUGGAAAUGAGGGGUGGGAGGAGGGUAGAGGCUCUGUGGCGAAGUGGGAACGAACUUUGUACUUUGGGUUGGGAGGGUUUUGGGGUGAUGUGAUCAAGGCUGAGUUGAAGUUGAAAGAUAGAACGGAGGGAGAACUAGGUGGUAGCCGUGGUAACAGCAGCCACAUUAAGGAUGCUAUUCAGUCUCUUGUCAUCUCACUGGCUAAAGCUGAACAACUAGUUUGGAAAGACAUGCCCCUCCUGUCUCAAUUAUUUUUAUUUCUCAGUUUGAGACUAAAUGGGCUUUUGCUUUACUUUGUGCAUUUUGUUGUUGUUUUCUUUCUGUUGUUUUUGGACUGACUUAAAUCCAACUACUUGCCUAACAGCUCUCUUUAUUUUCUAUAUUGAAUAAUACAAGAAGACAAGAAACAAACACACUGUAGGCUAAAAGGUUUCUAAUAGAGAGGAAGCGUUCUAUGAUCCAAAACAAAAGCAACAUAAUGAUGUGGAUCUAGGACAGCCUGCCUCUAGGCUGGUCAGCCGGUCGGUUCGUUCAAUAAGGUUUGCCUUUUAACACUAAUUGUAUGUUUGUAUCCUUAUUCACACAAUGUCUAGUGACGAUAUGCAUUACAAAGGUAGCGUAAAAACAUAAUUAGAAAUGUUUUCUUUUUUGUUUUCUUUUAAAUCCAAUGUAUAUUGGGAGAAGUAUCUGAUAGGUAGUAAUAGUAUGGUUUUGGUGGUGGUGGUGGAGGAGAUCUCCUGAUUGAACUAGCCUGCAGAAUCUCUGUAUAUUUGGAAAAGUAUCUGAUCGUAAUAGUGUUGUUUUGGUGGUGGUGCUGGAGGAGAUCUCCUGACUGAAAUAGCCUGCAGGAUCUCUUUUUCCCCGAUCAGAAAGGUAUGGUGCAACCCAAUAGACAAUAGAGAGUCCAAGACUAGUCCAGGCUAAACAAGCACUACCAAUAGCCUAUGUUAGAGUGUAGGGCCGCAAUGACAACCAUGAUUUUCGUCCACCCUGGCCAGCGUAGUAUUACAUGUACAGUUUACACUUAACUUGCCUAGGUUUCCCAAAGCCACCCGAAUCAUUCAAGACUGAAAUACGAUAAAUAACAAUUGAAUGUCCCACUUUUUUAUUAUUAUUAUUUAAAGCUCCCUUAUCUGAAUAUUAUGAUUAUCACUAUAUGAUCAUUGUCCUAAUAUGAUCAUAACAUUGACAAUUUCAAUGCCAUUCUGCCUUUGUGGUGAUACGACAAGUGUCUUCUGUAAAUAACUAUUGAUUCGCCUGUUGAAAUAAUAAUAAGUGUAUUUAUAAUUCAAUAACAUUUGUGUAAAUCAGAUAUGGAAAAAGACUCCUGCAGUUUAUUUUAGACAAGGGGUAAUUAUUUUUUUAUGUAGCAAGGAAGCUCUUGUUCUCAUAGUUAUUAUGCGGGAAACAGUUAGGUCCUGUUGAAAGUGAUCCAGAUUGUUCUGAAAGGGAUACAACAUUCAUUCACAUAUUUCAAAGGGCAUUGUUGCAGU
Messenger RNA from Esox lucius (northern pike), 5092 nucleotides. RefSeq names its product dystroglycan 1 (gene dag1). Gene Ontology annotation, biological process: muscle attachment; axon guidance; morphogenesis of an epithelium. Bases 842 to 3523 code for a protein of 893 amino acids. The record is from RefSeq and is a predicted model, not a curated record. NCBI's taxonomy places the organism in Eukaryota, Metazoa, Chordata, Actinopteri, Esociformes, Esocidae. Gene Ontology annotation, cellular component: sarcolemma; dystrophin-associated glycoprotein complex; dystroglycan complex. The transcript has 3 exons. Gene Ontology annotation, molecular function: laminin binding; calcium ion binding.